GAACUUUUUAAGUUGGUCACAUGCAAGAUGGCAGCCUCCUUGUCAGGUAGUGAUCCCUCGUCUACUGCUCAGAGAUCUUUCGUUAUGGCCUCGGAGCUCGAAUACAUGAAGUACAGGUCACCGCUAACAGCAAGAUAUGCGUCACCUGAAAUGUCAUAUAACUUUAGCGAGAUGAACAAGUUUGUAAACUGGAGAAAGUUGUGGAUGUGGCUUGCCAAAGCUCAGCAGACACUUGGAUUGGACAUAAAGGAUGAGCAGAUAGCAGAGAUGGAGGCAAACCUGAGAAACAUCGACUUUGAGGUAGCCAUGGAGGAGGAGAAGAAGAGGAGGCAUGAUGUCAUGGCCCACAUUCACACAUUUGCAAAGUGUUGCCCAAAAGCAGCUUCAAUCAUCCACCUUGGAGCUACAUCAGCCUACGUUGGAGACAACACAGAUUUGAUCGUCAUGAGGGAUGCUUUCAUGAUUCUUAUCCCAAAGGUCGCGCGCUGCAUCCAUCGUCUGUCGAAGUUUGCAGAGCUGCAUAAGGACCUGCCAACUUUAGGCCACACACACCUGCAGCCGGCACAGCUGACCACGGUGGGUAAGCGAUCCUGCCUGUGGAUCUCUGACAUGCUCAUGGAUCUGCACAACAUGGAGAGAGUAAAGCACGAGCUGAGGCUUAGGGGCGUGAAGGGAACCACCGGCACCCAAGCCAGCUUCAUGGCACUAUUCGACAAUAACUCCGACAAGGUCGAAAUGCUAGAUCGACUUGUUGCCGAAAUGGCUGGUUUUAAAAAGGUGUACAAGGUGUGUGGACAAACCUACAGCAGAAAAGUUGACUUUGACUGCCUGUGUGUCCUCGCAAGUCUUGGUGUUAGCAUCCACAAGGGCUAG
Messenger RNA from Priapulus caudatus, 873 nucleotides. Its product is annotated as adenylosuccinate lyase-like. NCBI's taxonomy places the organism in Eukaryota, Metazoa, Priapulida, Priapulimorpha, Priapulimorphida, Priapulidae. Gene Ontology annotation, cellular component: cytosol. The record is from RefSeq and is a predicted model, not a curated record. The transcript has 8 exons. Gene Ontology annotation, molecular function: N6-(1,2-dicarboxyethyl)AMP AMP-lyase (fumarate-forming) activity; (S)-2-(5-amino-1-(5-phospho-D-ribosyl)imidazole-4-carboxamido) succinate lyase (fumarate-forming) activity. Bases 28 to 873 code for a protein of 281 amino acids. Gene Ontology annotation, biological process: 'de novo' AMP biosynthetic process.